Hypomesus transpacificus is the source of this 1604-nucleotide messenger RNA. Its product is annotated as putative nuclease HARBI1. The record is from RefSeq and is a predicted model, not a curated record. Lineage: Eukaryota; Metazoa; Chordata; Actinopteri; Osmeriformes; Osmeridae. Bases 309 to 1487 code for a protein of 392 amino acids. The transcript has 4 exons.
UUGCAUCUUCCAGCGACCAGCGGUUUCAACGUGCCUUUCAACUGAUAUCGAGACUUCAUUAUCACUCAAGUUUAUUGUCACACUAGGGUCAAGUUAUAGUCGUAUUUAAACUUAAAUUUUGCUAAAAUUUAAAUUAAGUUAGAUUCCAUAAAGUAGUUUGAGGUAAAGUUGAGGUAAUUUAAGUUACCGCAAGUAAGCUUGGUUAGCUUAGGUACUAGCUAGUACUGUCAGGUCAGCUAAACUAGGUAAUCUAAAUAAAGUUAUUAAGAGAAACUUUAGUUAGUUAGUUUUAGGUUUGAAAUACUCAAAUGGCGAAAAUGGUGCACAUUGUCCAUGAGCUUAUGCAGGAGUGGAUGGAGGAGGAGAGGUGCCGAAUGGAGCAGAACAGGGCUCAGCGCAGAGCCUACCGCGCAAGGAUGGAGAUGUUGGCAGCGUACUCCUUUGAGGGUGGUGUACGGUAUGCCAGCCUGAACAUGGCAGUGCCCCUUCUCCGGCGUUAUUUUGCUGGGGAAGACACUCGCCCUAAUUUCCGGCUCAGCAAAGCCUCCAUCACCAGUCUGCUGCAGCUGCUCAACCAGGAGCGGUGCCAUGGAUGGGGGCCAACCAUAGAGGUCCUGGUGUUGCUGUUUUGGCUGGCCAGCGGUGCGUCGUACCGCGUGGUGUCGAGGGCAUUCGACAUGCCCAGGACCACGGUACACAACGUUGUCCAUCGGGUCUGUGGCUGUGUAGUCGUGGCGAUGCCAAGGGUCAUCAGGUUGCCUUCCACUGCAGAGGGGCAGAGAGAAGUAUCGGAGGGUUUUGCCCGACUGGCUAGGCAUGGGGCUUUUGCCAGGGCCAUGGGAGCCAUUGACAGCUGCCAUGUUCGUAUCAAGUCCCCGGGAGAGCCCCAUGGCCAGGAUUAUUUCAACAGGAAAUUGUUCCAUUCAAUACAGCUGCAGGCGGUGUGUGACCAUGCAGGGCGCUUCAUCGAUGUGUUUGUGGGUUAUCCAGGUUCUGUCCACGACACCCGGGUCCUGAGGCACAGCCCCCUGUUCCAGUCUGCCGCGUACCCACCCCCUGAUACCUUCUUGUUGGGUGAUGGGGGGUACCCCUGUCUGCUGAGGCCCAUAUCCCUCAUCACGCCAUACAAGAAUCCACUCAGGGGAGUGGCACAACAGAGGUUCAACGCGCAUCAUGCCAGAGCUCGUUCGGUCAUUGAGCGGGCUUUUGGCAUGAUGAAGACCAGGUGGAGGUCCAUCUUUUUCUGUGCCUUGGAGGUGGACGUCUCAUUUGUGCCAGAUGUCAUUGUGUGUUGCACUAUGCUUCACAAUGUCUGUCUGGGCAAUGAUGAUGUCCUACCGGUGGAUGAAGAGGACCCUGAGGAGCCCGUCGGGGGAGAGGACCAUGGCAAAACAUCAAGUGGUGGUGCCCUGCGAGACAGCAUUGCAGAUCAGCUGUCCGCACUUCAGUGUCUCCCUCUGGACAUGAUUAUUGUUGAUAAAUUGUAACAUAGUUCUUUGUUUAAUAAAUUGUUACAUAGUUCUUUGAUUAAUAAAUUGUUAUAUAGUUAUUUGAUUAAUACAUUGUUAUAUAGUUAUUUGAUUAAUAAAUUGUUAUAGUUAUUU